CACGGCCAUGACGUCGGCGCUCAGCAAGUCCGCGCGAGUCCUGUGCAGUUCUGCGCUCGGUUUUCUUUCCCCAGCCUGACAGUCGUCUUCUUCAUCUCCUUCUUCGGCUCCUUUUGUAGCCAUGUGCACGGAACGUGAAAAGUGUUGACCUUACAGAAAAAAAAAACAAAAAAGUAAACAACAUUUUCAGUCUCUCUCUCUUUUUUUUUUUUUUUUUUUUUUUUUUCUUCUUCUAAUCGGACCGGCGCGCGCUUGUCGUUUGGGGAUUUAACGCGCGCGAGCUGUCAGAACUGGAAGUACAGAGAGCGCGCGCGCGCGGCGACCGCAAACAGCACCGGACACACACACACACACACACAUACACACACUUUAAAGCAUAAAAGCAUAAAGAAAGACAGCUGUUUUUUUUUUUUUUUGGUGUGUUUUUUUUGUUCUCUCUCUGUUUCUUUUUUUUUUUAUUGGAUUACCGGUUGCACAGCAACGGAGACCCGUGAUAAAUCUGGAUGUCGUAGUUAAGGUUUAUCAAAUGAUCCAGGCAUGGAGUCCAAAAGAUACCAAAGUAUUUACGAAGGUACAGCCAGAGAAAACAGAUGGGCCCAGAUGCCAGGAUCUAUGGAGCAGUGCUGCAUGACAGACGAGGGGGGAGCUCUGAUGAACAGUGAUGUCCUGAUGGACAUUGUAAAUGCGAGUAAUGCAUCCAGUGUCCCAGCUCCGAAGUGCAAGGAAAGUAGAGGAAAGAAGGCUGACAUGCCGAUGCCCCAGCUCAGUCCUGACCAGCAGCUCAGCUUCCCUGCAUAUAACAACUCCAUCCACAGCCGCAAACCGGAAGACUCUAAAGAGCUCUCCAAAACUGUUGCUGAAUCUAUGGGCUUGUAUAUGAAUGCUGCCAGGGAGGCUGAAUUUGCCUUUAGCCAGCAGGGCCCACCUGCCGGAUGCCAGGGCAGCCCUGGAAAACUGUACCCUCUGCGUGGCAGAGGGAUCGAGGACAAUCAGUCAGGGACUACUAGGAGCCCCAACAUGAAAGCUCCUCCAACAUCAUUCCCAACUAUGUCCCAGUUACCGAAUGGUAGUCUUGGCGAGUGUGGGGUAGGCACUGCGCCAACAUCUUCCACCUUGGCCACGGUUCUGUCCAGCCCUGCUGAAGACUCCAGCAGCAUUUCCAGCCCAAGUGGAAACAACAUUGUGACUUCCACCACCAGUCCCACCUACUUUGGCACUAGCCAUCCUUCUCUAGGCAGUCCAGCCAGUCUGGGUCCAGUUGGUUCAGGCCUGGUACAGACUCACCGUGUCAACUCAAGCACCUGCAGCCCAGCAGAGUCCAGCACUAUGGGUACUCCACCACUAGCAAGCCCCUUUAAUGUGAUGAAGUCACCCAUCUCAAGCCCCCAGAGCAUGGGAAGUGUAAGGACACCGCCGUCCUGCAGCAACAACAUGAGGUCAUCUGUGUCCAGUCCCACAGGAAGUGGUGGUAACUUGAGGCCUUCUGGGUCUAGUCCACCCACAGUUGGUUCCAUCGCGAUGUCCAGUCCCAGGAACCCCUCCAGGACCUUUUCUGUGUCAAGCCCUCCCAGCAGUCUCGGCUUGGUUCAGAAUGACAUCCACAGCCCCGAUGGCCAAGAGCAUGAUUUUAAAGGCUUCAAGUUCCCCAAAGUGGAGAGCUUGGAUGGGGAAAUAUUCAAUGUUGGCCUGGACUCCAUGGGGAUGGUCAAAUACAUCAAAAAUGAGCCUGACGGUGAAUACAGGAGUAUGUGUCUGGGUAACAGCAAUGGCAAUGUGCCACCUUCGCCAUUUCCAUCUCAUAUUAAGACUGAGCCCAACAGGGAAGCAACUUGCACAAAUGCACACUAUGGGGAACCGCAGCAGCCCAUGGGACUCUUCCCAGCUACAGAGACUACAUACUUGUCCUUGAGGGAUAAUAUUGAUGAAUACAAUCUCUCCGGGAUCCUGGGACCUCCCAUUUCUUCUCUUAAUGGCAACUAUGAGUUUGGUGUGUUUCCAAACAAUGACAUGCCCAAGGGGAUUAAACAGGAGACCAAUGAUGGCAGCUAUUACCAAGAGAAUAAUAACGUGCCCACGUCAGCUAUUGUCGGUGUUAAUUCAGGUGGACAUUCAUUUCAUUACCAGAUCGGAGCGCAAGGAACAAUGUCGUUUUCGCGGCAUGACAUGCGGGACCAGACAAACUCCUUGUUGAAUCUAAUUUCUCCAGUUACAGCGCUAAUGGAGACAUGGAAAACACGCCCAGGCCUGUCACAGGCUCCACUGUCCGCCUGCGGGGAGGGCUACCCAGCCCCAGGCUGUGUCUCUGACACCAUGGCAAGCGCUCCUCUAAGACACUCAUCCUCGACGGCUAAAGUGUGUUUGGUGUGCGGGGACGAGGCGUCCGGGUGCCACUACGGCGUUGUCACCUGCGGGAGCUGCAAAGUCUUCUUCAAGAGAGCGGUGGAAGGUCAGCACAACUACCUGUGCGCUGGAAGGAACGACUGCAUCAUUGACAAAAUCCGACGGAAGAACUGUCCGGCUUGCCGAGUACGAAAGUGUCUGCAGGCAGGGAUGAAUCUCGGAGCACGGAAGUCGAAGAAGCUGGGAAAGCUGAAGAGUGUGAGCGAGGACUCGACUCUUCAGAACUCGGAGAAGGAGCUGAGCUCGAACAUGGCUCUGGUUCCUCGUGGUGCCUCUGUGGCUCCCUUCCUCUCGCCGUCUGUGUGCAGCGUGCUGGAGCUCAUUGAGCCUGAGGUGGUGUUUGCAGGUUACGAUAACACGCUACCUGACACCACCGAUCACCUCCUCACCAGCCUCAACAAACUUGCCGGCAAGCAGAUGGUGCGUGUUGUCAAGUGGGCCAAAGUACUUCCAGGUUUCCGCACAUUGCCCAUCGAGGACCAAAUCAUGCUGAUCCAGUACUCGUGGAUGUGUCUCUCCUCGUUCUCGCUCAGCUGGAGAUCCUACAAACACACCAACGCCCAGAUGCUCUACUUCGCCCCGGACCUCGUCUUCAAUGAGGAGCGCAUGCACCAGUCGGCCAUGUACGAUCUGUGUGUGAGCAUGAAGCAGGUCAGUCAGGAGUUUGUCCGUCUGCAGCUCACCUACGAGGAGUUCCUGGCCAUGAAAGUCCUGCUGCUUCUCAGCACAGUGCCCAAGGAUGGCCUGAAGAACCAGGCUGCGUUCGAGGAGAUGAGGGUGAACUACAUCAAGGAGCUGCGGCGUUCUGUGGGCAAAGCAACAAACAACUCGGGACAGACGUGGCAGCGCUUCUUCCAGCUCACCAAGCUACUGGACGCCAUGCAUGAUCUGGUGGGAAACUUGUUAGACUUCUGCUUCUACACCUUCCGCGAGUCUCAGGCUCUGAAGGUGGAGUUUCCCGAGAUGCUGGUGGAGAUCAUCAGUGACCAGAUACCAAAGGUGGAGUCGGGCCUCACACACAUCCUUUACUUUCACAAGAAGUGACUGGAGAUGAAAAAUAAAUAAAUAAACAAGCAAUGAAGAGAUGAAGGAAUGAAUGAGAAGCAGAAGAGAGGACACCAAAACCCUCAGAAAGAAAGAAAGUAAGAAAGAGAGGGAGAAAGAGAAGGCCACGUGGGCCAGGCCAGCUUGCUAUGCACAACGUCAGGCACGAGCGGAGGCUCAGAUGUACGUACGCCAACCUAAACCCCCCGCGCAGGGACAGACGGAGAGAGAGAGUCGAGUUGUCUGUAGCCAGCCAGUGAACUUUAGAGUUCAUUUCUCCUUGCCCCCAAAGACAAUGCUGACUAUCUAUGGAUAUGAAGCCAUAUGUUUCUUUGGUAAAGCUGUAGUGCACAGGUACAAGUGUAUAAAUAAUACUAAAACACAGUUGUAUACGGAGACACGGUAAUGUCCUUGCCUCUACACUCUACAUACAACCUGCAAUGAAAUAUGGAGGCAUUUAUAUUAUUUGACUCAUCUCAACACUACACAUACUUACUCUUUGGAUUUACAAUUUACAGAAAAAGAGAAAAAUAUUUAAAAAAAAUUACUGUCUAUAGUAUAUUUCUGUAGCAACUGUAUCAUCAUUAACAGGUUUUAUUUAUGGGGUUUUUUUGGACAAAAAAGAGGCAAAGCGAGGACAUUUUCCAAGGGCUACACUACCUAAAAUCUGAAAAGUGUGUCUAAUUGGUGUGUAUUAAACCACAGAGCAGUGUGCACCGGCUUUUACCCUUGUUUAAAUGAACAGAACAAUCAAACCUGAACUGAUAUGCAAGCCCUUCUUAUUUUAAAAUGAAAAAUAACAAGAAACUUUUUGUAGUCUUUGGGUACAGAUGAGGGAAGGAGCAGUCACAUCCCUAACGUAGCUCUCUGAAAAAAAUAACCGACUAAUACGAUGAACGAAAAGCACAGAAGGGCUUUGUUUUUAUGACCUUGAGGUAAAGGAGAUGCUCAGUACACUGCUCCAGGAAAUGAAUUUCUAUUUCACUACACAGACAGCGCAAAUGCUAAACAAUCAGUAAGACCAUCAGAGCAGAAUUUAGUUUUGUUUAACACAAUAAGUUGUUGAGAGUUUAAAAAAAAAUACACUUAAAUCUCUUCACUGCUUUGUUCGAGUGAUCAGCUGUUCUUUUAUUCUCUGUACAAUCUUUUGCUCCGAAUAUCAAAGGAUGUCUCAUGGCAGGCCAGACAGAAAGCGUAUCAGGGAAAAAAAUAAAAUAAAAUGUGCAACUCCAGUACAAUAGAUCGAACAGGUUAUAAUGUGUUCAUUCAGAGUUAAAGGAAAACUCCAGCAUCUUUUAAAAUGAAUCUCUUAUCCACUGUAUCUGUAGUGUAUCUGUGAUUACCAAAGACAAGCGUGUCGAUGGUGAAUGAAUCAAUGAAUUAAUGAAGGUUACUCAAGACUCACUCAUGAUGGAAGUCUAAAGGCUGUUGUUGUGGCAUUAAUUAGUUAUGAAGUUUAUGUGAAACAUAUUUUGGUAGAACACUUUCAUGAAUUUCCCCCUCAAAGCUAUUUAGAACUGAAGAACUCAUUCAAUAAUUUGAUGAAAAUUUACGGUUUUUCUUUAACAGUCACCUGUUUCCACUACAUGGAUACCACAAAACCUUUCUGGGAAAGCGAAUGUAACACAAAUAACAUUUUAAUGUUUCGCUCCAAUAUUGGAACGUUGUAUAAAACUACACCCAACCCCAAUAAGUGGAUAUAAAGCAUUACGGAAAGAUGUGUCUCCAAUGAAUUUCCGUAAAACAUAAAACUAUUUCCUGUUAUUUCAAUUGUAAUGCGUUCCAAGCACAACCAGACCCCUUACAACUGUCAAUGCAUUGCAACAAUUAUUCAACACUGGUUGAAGUUUAUUUGAAUAUUACAUGAUACAAUUGUUGGUACUCAUUUUACAGGACUGCUGAAAUUUAUCACGAGGAAAAUCCACAAUACAGGAGUCUGGAUUAUCGUGUUUUGGGUGUACACGCCUGGGCAAAAAAAAAGGGCCAAGCCCAAAAUGGCUUUUAAUUGUCUUAACAACAAAUCAUUGGUCAGAAAAUGAGCAAUGAUGAAACAAAUGCACUCCUGAGAGCUCCUGUGCCACCAUUCGCUCCUUUACUUUUGCUGCAGUGAAGUGUUUGGGGAAAAGCUAGAAGCAGGGCAAUUCACUUAUAUAAUUUUCUUGUACACAACGGUAAUAUAGUGAUAAUGAUUAAAAUGUUUCGUGAAAAUUCAAACUAACACGUCUGGGUGUACAACAUUUUCCGAAAAUAUCUUCUGGGAUGUUUUUUUUUUUUCUUAAAAGAUUAGUCAUUAUUUGGUUAACUGCCGCACCUGAUGUGGCCCAUCGUGGGCCACAAGGCUUAAACAUUUAAAGAAAUCAAAGGGAAAAGCUUCCCAUACUAAGCUCCUUUAUCUGUUUUGUUCAAUUCUUGCUAAUUUCCUGACCAAUGAUUUGACAAUUAAAAGCCAUGUUGGGCUUGGCCCAUUUUUCUUGCCCAGGAGAGUACAUUUUGUUAGGACAUGUUAGACACGUCCUCAUGUUAGAUUGUCUUGGUCAGUUCCCGCCCACAUGCAAGCUCUGCCCUAUCAGACGUCAACUGGGGAGAGUGAAGGAUAACACGUGCUUCCUCCAAGGCACGUGAACCACAUCUUUUGAAACUGCUGCAUCACAAUGCAGCGUAACACACACAGAGGAAAACGCCAUCUGCCCUCUUCCACAUACAUGAGCUCACAGACACUCACGAUUUGCUAGUGAAGCUGUGAUUGACAGGGGAAAGAGAGUAUGCCCCUCCCACCCAGAGAGCACAGCCAGUUUUACUCUCCUGACUCCCAGCCAUGGAUUGCUGUGAUAUUUUUGAGAUUCAAACUCGCAAUCUCCUGACGAUAAGGCUAACGCUUUUCUGUUGUGCCACUUGGCAGCCAUUUUAGAGUGUAUUGCUGUAGCUUUGUGUUACAUAGUCACUUUUUUAUUGAACAACUGUCCUUAGACUUUCAUUAUAAAUAAUAUUCUGUGCUUUUCGCAGUACAAGAAAACUCAACAUUCUUGUUUGAGGUAAUCACAUAUAUGUUACAGAUAAUAAGAUUAGUUUGAAAAGUUCUUGAAGAUGAAGAUUAGUUUGGGGAAAAAAAAAAACUUCUUUUGUGUAAUUCUUUGAUGCCGACACCAGAAAUUAAAGUCAUUUUUUAUAAAAUUUAUUUAAUUUAUCAGUGAUUGUCUCUGUGUAAUCGAUGCGUAUUUCCAGUAAACAUACUUAAGCCCCACCCACCAGUUUCAGGGACCAAUCAGAAUGGCCAGAGUGUUUUGUUAAAUAUAUAUCAUAAUCUAAUCACACUACAGACAGCUACUAAACCAGCUCCCUUGUGACAAUGAAAUGAAGUUUUUAGGUUAAUAAUAAUAAUAAUAAUAAUAAUAAUAAUAAUAAAAAGAAGCAUUAAAAGAGUGUAAUUACAUUUUUUUUAAAAACAGUCUCUUUGGUUCUAACACGGUGCUUUUAAUAUUUAAAAAAAAGAAAAACCCUAGGUGUAAGAUUUUCAGUAGCUGCACAUGUACACUUAGAUGUAGAAGAAGAAGAACUGCUCUAUUCUCACGCGUACAGCUUUCAUACAGUAAACACUAACAACACUAAACAGCACUAAAAGCUACAGUAGCCUCCAGCUUCGGACGUAUACACGCUGCAGAAAUAAUGUUGCACAUAUACUCAUAGUUUCCACAUUUAUGUUGCUGUACAGAGGACGUUUCCUUUCGUAUCCGGUUAUAAUUAGUCCACUUGGGGGAAGUCCUACUGUUUAAUAAAACUGUGGAGGUGAAACAGUGAUGCUACUGAUGAAAGUGAGAGGAAAAAAAAAAGCUUGAGUUUGUUCUGUAAUGCUGUAAUGUAAGACGGUGACAGAGGAGACGGACGGGAGGCUGAGGGGCGUCGCUCGGAAAGCGUUCCCAACCGGAUUCACGCAAACAUCUCCACAAAUAUCACUAAAGUACACUAAUACACACCAAUAAUAAUAGUAAUGAGGAUGAUGAUGAUGAUGAUGAUGAUUAUUAUAAUAAUUUUUAUUAUUAUUAUUAUAUUAUUAUUCAUUCCUUAAUAACCUCUUAUUUCAUUAUUAUUAUUAUUAUUAUUAUUAUCACAGUUGAUGGACUUAUAUUAAAAAUAAUAGUAAUAAUAUAUGUAUUGCAACAAUAAUAACUACAGCAUUAUUAUUAUUAUUAUUAUUAUUAUUAUGAUUAUUUGUGUGUUAUUAGUAAUAUUUUUACAGUAUUUUAGUGAUAUAUUUGGACACAUGUUUCAGUGACUCGUCUCCUGCCGCGUGAUUAGCUUCUGAUUUGCACAGCAGAUAUAAUGUGAUGUCGGAGAGGACCGGUGUGUGUUGGGUUUGUUUCAGUAAUAUGACGUGUGGGGAGGGAGGGAAUGGGAUAAGGCACUUUUCUUCACAUCGCCCUGUGUGUGUGUGUGUGUGUGUGUGUGUGUGUGUGUGUGUUACAUUGUUAGUUUACAUGCUUGCUGUUGAAGUGUAAAACGAUGAUAAAGUGGGAAUAUAGAGAAGCCAGAACGGUUCUUUAGACCCAAUCAGUCCCGUGUCACUUGUUUGUGUACAUACACUGCUACUGCGCUGAUGAACGUGAGAAGUAUGUAAAGGAAAAUAAGUUGUCAAAUAUUUGAUCCUUUUCUCUUUUUUUUAACUUCUGCUCCCUGUUUUUUUUUCUGAUUUCUUUUUAUAUAUAAGUACAUAAAUACAUAUGAAUAUAUGUAAAUGAGAAUAAAUGUUGAAAGGUUCAUAGGAUGUAUGGCAAAGUAUUUUUGAGAGAAAUCUAUUUUGCUGGUUUAAAAAAAGAAAAGAAAAUAGUACUUUGUCUACAAAGACUAUCCAAGAAAUUUUUUUUUUGUAAAGUGAAUUGUUUAUGCAUGCUUUUUGAAGAUGUUUACAGUGUAUUUAAGAAGGGAAACUGUGCCUUUUUAUCUUGCGUGAGUUACCAUUUUACAGUAUCUAUCUAUUGUAAAUAAAUCAGUGCGUUAUUUUGUUGCUUUGUAUGGAACAUUUCUACUUUAACCAUUUGUUGGAAGUUGAAAAAAAUGUUAGUGACUCCCCUUUCAUUUUGAAUUUUUAUUUCGUCGCUCCUUGUGUGUGUGUAUGAAUUUAGCUCAACGCCCCUGUAAUUAUGAGUGAUAUGAAUGUACAUUAAAUUGUAUGUACCUGAGAGCUACUUUUACAAUCUGAAUGUGAGAUUGACUAAACCUGUUUUUUUUAUGCUGGUUUCUUCCCUUUGCUUUGCUAAGCGAAGGGAUUCGAACCGGGUGCUGGCGCAUACAGCACGCUAAAUUAAAGAAAUAACAAUCGCCAAACACGUUGCCAAACUUUGCUAUGCUUUUGGUUGCCGCAAAUCACUCUGUCAUCCAGCAUUUGUCCAUUUUAGAACAGCCACACGCUUAGUAAUGCUUCCUCAGAUUUGGAUUAGAUCAAAAGGAAGGAAGGAGGGAAGGAAGGAGGGAAGGAAGGCGGGAAGGAAGGAAGGAAGGCGGGAAGGAGGGAAGGAAGGAAGGAAGGAAGGAAGGAAGGAAGAACAUGCACACUGUGAGAUGUGGACAUUAGAAAUCCUCGCAUCGUCUGUUCACACCACAGGAAGGACUUUAUAGACUUAAAGACAAGGAAGUUAAGAUUCAGACUAUAAAAAUUAAAAACAAAUCGAAUGACAGAGUUGAAUUACGACGACCUCAAGAGAUUAAAUUCAGUCAUGGUGCUGGAGACGACACACACUCGUACUGUUUGGGUCUCAGAACCAUCCAGGAAGCGGCGAUCUUUCUUCUGUUUCAUUUGAAAUUUGAUUUCAUCUUGCACAGAGGUAGCGCUUAACUGUUUUGUACAUUUUUUUUCUAUAAUAUUGAUACUAUGCAUUUGUAUAAAAGCAUUUGCGCGUCUUUCUGCGACGUAAGGGCAAAGUGUGUUUCCUGUCUCAGACCACCACGUUAAACACACACAGCUUCUUCUUCUUCUUCAUGUCUCUGUGCAGGACUGUUAAUGAAGGACAGUCAAAACGCUCCCUUUUUUAUUUUAUUUUUUUUGUCCAGUGUGUCACAUGUUUUUGGGGAAAAAACUUAAUGCUGGAUAAUGAGUCCAGCUCCAAGAGACAAAGCCAUAUCUCCUCCUCCUCCUCCUCCUGUUUGUGAUGAAAACCCAUUUCUUGUUCAUAUUGGACUUUCUUUUUUCUGACAGACUUUUUAAUUCUAAUGCUUUGUACACUACUGGUUAGCGAAACCCACUCAACUGUACGGAAAUAUUCAACAUCAGCAAACGACAGAUGCAACUAGUUCCUCUAAACUGUAUAUCUUGAUUCAAAUAUUGCCAUAACUGUGUUUGGACAAAUAUCAAGGGAUUCCAAUAAAUCCACUAACACCUGCA
Molecule: messenger RNA, 9817 nt
Organism: Pangasianodon hypophthalmus (striped catfish)
Lineage: Eukaryota; Metazoa; Chordata; Actinopteri; Siluriformes; Pangasiidae
Gene: nr3c2
Product: nuclear receptor subfamily 3, group C, member 2
Exons: 9
Coding region: 538-3444 (968 amino acids)
Biological process (GO): regulation of DNA-templated transcription
Molecular function (GO): zinc ion binding; sequence-specific DNA binding; DNA-binding transcription factor activity
Source: RefSeq, a predicted model, not a curated record